Messenger RNA from Sparassis crispa, 2907 nucleotides. Its product is annotated as Kinesin-like protein. The coding region runs from base 1 to 2907 and encodes 968 amino acids. The transcript is spliced from 10 exons. Gene Ontology annotation, cellular component: kinesin complex; microtubule; nucleus. Gene Ontology annotation, molecular function: microtubule motor activity; ATP binding; microtubule binding. The record is from RefSeq and is a predicted model, not a curated record. Gene Ontology annotation, biological process: microtubule-based movement. Lineage: Eukaryota; Fungi; Basidiomycota; Agaricomycetes; Polyporales; Sparassidaceae.
AUGUCAAGCAAGCCAAGAGGUGCCGCCAUCCGUGCGUCAACCCGUACCAAACCCACAGCAGUCAAUGCCGCACCUGCGACCACCCGAACCACCCGCGCCGCUUCAAAGACAGAACAUGCUGCACAGUCUGCACCAAAAGCCAAGAAGAUGACUGCUGCGUCUCGGAAACCUCUUCUGAAUAGAGCUAACUCAGUCGAUGCCCGAUCUGCAGAAGGCGGCGCACAUACACAUCAACUACCGGAGAAGUUUGUUAUCCCAAAGUCCGCCACUCCUAUACCUCUUCCAAUGGACACGGAGCGGGAGCCCAUUCAGGCCUUCCUUCGUAUCCGUCCUCAACUCGGCGAAGGUGGACCGUCUUUGGAACCCUACCUCGAGCCAAUUUCCGAUACCGUAGUUCGCAUGGGCGACCCAUAUUCGUCCCCUCGUUCGCGGAUGUCCUCCGUCAACCCUGCCUCGAUGUAUACCUUCUCCCACAUCUUUCCUCCCGAUACCACGCAAUCGGACUUCUUCAACAAUACAACUUUGCCCUUAGUGCGGGAUGUGCUCGAGGGCCAGAACGGACUGUUGUUCACGUACGGGGUCACCAACUCUGGAAAAACAUAUACGAUCCAGGGAGGAUCGAGUGAGGGAAACGCGGGAAUCCUGCCAAGGACACUUGAUGUCAUAUUCAACAGCAUCGAGGGUCUACACGGCGACGAUCGAUUCCGCCCGGUUCGCCUGCAAGGCAUUGAACUCGCGAGCGAGUUUUCUUCCAUCGAGCCCACCGCAUUCCACAUCCCCUCCUCCUCUCCCGCCCUCGCCGACAUCCUCGAAGACUCCUCCUCUGCAGACGCCGAUACCGACCCGACAGUGCUCAAGCUCGACCGGAACCAUGAAUACACCAUCUGGCUCUCCUAUGCAGAGGUUUACAACGAGAAAGUCUACGACCUCUUUGCGUCCGUCGAUGCCCCGGGCAGCACGCCCGCGCUGGGGCCCUCAGGUAUCCCGCGCCCGACCUCCAGUUUCCUCGCCCUACCGGUGCCCUCGUCCCAGGCGAAUCCGCUCCUCCUCACGCGCAAGGCGCUGCCACUCAAGUCGUGCCCUCCGUCCGACUAUGGCGCACCCGCGGGCGACGGCGGCACGGGCAAGUAUGUUGCGGGCCUACGCCAGAUCCGCGUGCAGAGCGCGACACAGGCGAAGGCGCUCCUACGCCUCGGCCAGCUGCACCGCCGUGUCUUCGGCACGCUUGCGAACAGCCAGAGUAGCAGAAGCCACGCGCUCGUCACGAUCAAGGUCCUGCGCGUGCAUCGCGGCGAACGUAAUGACCCCACGUCUAUACAAACCUCACGCCUCACCCUUGUCGACCUCGCAGGGUCCGAGCGCACGAAGCACACACACACCUCGGGGGACCGCCUACGUGAGGCAGGCAGCAUAAACAAGUCGCUCAUGGUUCUCGGGCAAUGUCUGGAGACGCUCCGUGCGAACCAGCGCACGGUCGCGCGCAGCCUUGCCGCCGCCGGUACACGCGUCGACACGCGUGAGGUCAAGAAGGGGCUCGCGAUCGUGCCCUUCCGCCACAGCAAACUCACAGAAGUGCUCAUGGAUUACUUCGUGGGCGAUGGCAAAGCGGUGAUGAUCGUGAAUGUGAACCCGUACGACACAGGUUUCGACGAGAACUCGCACGUCAUGCGAUUCGCCGCGCUGGCGCGGGAGGUAUGCACAGCCCCGGCGACCACCAUACCGCGGGUGGUCCCCACCGGUAGCAGGGACAGGCCUGAACUUUUGCGUGCACGGAACACUGACGUAGGACCGCACAGGCGUAAGGUGACGAUCUCGACAGGCGGACCGGGGAGGAAGGUCAGCGAGGCAAUCCUCGAGGUGCUGGAAGAGGAUGAAGAGCCUGGAGAAAGCGAUGAUCGCGAUGAUGGGCCGAUCGACCCGCUUGUCGAUGCGCUGUUUGACGAGAUUGAGAGCCUGCGUGCGCAGCUGUAUGAUGCGCAGGUGCAGUGUGCGCUUGCUGAAGCAAACACGCGCGAGGAGGUCAUGGAGGAGAUGGAAGAGCGCAUGCGGAGCAUGGAGAAGAUGUACAAGCGGCGGCUGAUGAACGAGGUUUUGCAAAACGAACGGAAAAUGGACGCCAAACUCGACAUGCUCCAGCAAACGACGUUCCACAACGCCCCGCCUCGACGUCAUGACUUCGAUGAAGACGACUUUGACGAGAUCGAGUCUCCAUCUGAUCCAGCAGAGGAGGAAGACGAUGAGAUCGAGACCAGUCUCCGCGAAGAUGUCCGCGAGGCAGAGUCGGAUGUCAGUAGAUCCCCUUCACCACUCGUACGAGUGGCCAAGACGAAGGGAAAGAAAUCCGCCGUGCAUACCUCGGCCAACUCAGAUAUCGAAAGCGUUCGAACGAUGGAUCCGGCUAGCCAACAGAGCCAAGCUUACUUUGCAAGCCAAGAGGACUUCGACGACGCGUCGUCUUCGGAAUACAUGACCUCGGACGUCCUAGAAUCGCUACCAAAACGCCCUGUAAACAAGUCUGUCGCGAAGGUCGCGCAGGUGGCGUUGAGAAUGCCGCCCUCCCCUAUAUUCGAGGCGGACGUGAAGGCGGGCAGGGCAAAACCGAGGCUCAACAAACAACCAACUCGGAGCUCGUCGAGCGAUUUAGCGCUCGUUCAAGACAUGGACGAGCUGUCGUUGUUGGACAAGGCAGAUGACUCCACGAUUAUUAUCCCGGACAAGAAGGCUCGAAAACAGGCUGUCGCAAAUGGGGGCCCUGGCGUUGAGUAUGUCCCGAAGCCAGGUGAAGCGGAUGCGUUCAAGAAAAAGAAGAGACAGCUUGGAAAGCAUCGUACCGUUGCGGAUGACGAACUCGAAGCGAUGGUGACGGAGAAACCGCAACGGCAGUUGCGACGUAGCGUUAGACACUAA